AUGUUCAAGCUCGCCCGUAGCAAGCCAAUUGCUGCAACCUUCAGAGCCGCUACAGGGACGCCAAUUCGAAGUCGCUUUGCCCAACAGCAAAAAAGAAACCUCUCCAUCCAUGAAUACCUCUCCGCAAACCUCCUAAAAUCAUAUGGCGUUGGCGUGCCGAAGGGUGAAGUUGCCCGAACUGCGGAGGAAGCGGAGGUUGUCGCCAAACAGAUUGGUGCGGAGGAUCUAGUGAUCAAGGCUCAAGUUCUCGCUGGUGGUCGAGGAAAGGGCACUUUUGAUAAUGGCCUGAAGGGUGGUGUGCGCGUCAUAUACUCACCGACUGAGGCCAAGAUGUUUGCUGGUCAGAUGAUUGGCCACAGGCUCGUCACCAAACAAACCGGCGCCCAAGGUCGCCUCUGCAAUGCCGUAUAUAUCUGCGAGCGCAAGUUUGCUCGACGAGAAUUCUACCUAGCUAUUCUGAUGGACAGGCAGACGCAGGCGCCCGUCAUCGUUUCUUCCUCGCAAGGUGGUGUGGAUAUCGAGUCAGUCGCCAAGGAAACCCCCGAGGCUAUUACCACGACCAGCGUUGAUAUCAACGUCGGUGUCACGGAUGAGAUGGCAAGGAAUAUUGCCAAAGAUCUCGGAUUUUCAGAACAGUGCGUGGAAGAGGCCAAGGACACCAUCCAAAAGCUUUACAAAGUCUUCAUGGAGAAGGACGCCACUCAAAUCGAGAUCAACCCUCUUUGCGAGACUACUGAGCACGAGGUUCUUGCCAUGGAUGCGAAACUUGGCUUUGAUGAUAAUGCCGAAUUCAGACAAAAGGAGAUUUUCUCGUGGAGAGAUACUACCCAGGAAGACGCUGAUGAAGUCAAGGCUGCUGAGUCUGGAUUAAACUUCAUUAAAUUGGAUGGAGAUAUCGGUUGCUUGGUCAACGGAGCCGGCCUUGCAAUGGCAACCAUGGACAUCAUCAAGCUCAACGGCGGCAACCCUGCCAACUUCCUCGACGUUGGUGGUGGUGCUACUCCACAGGCAAUUAGAUCUGCUUUUGAGCUUAUCACCAGCGACCCCAAGGUCACUGCUAUCUUUGUCAACAUUUUCGGUGGUAUUGUCAGAUGCGAUGCCAUCGCCCAAGGGUUGAUCAAUGUUGUCAACGAAAUGAACCUUCGCACCCCGAUCGUUGCACGUUUGCAAGGAACCAACAUGGCUAAAGCGCAUGAGCUGAUCAAUGAAUCUGGCCUAAAGAUCUUUUCCAUGGAGGAUCUGCAAAAUGCCGCUGAAAAAUCUGUCCAGUUCUCCAAGGUCGUCAAGAUGGCCCGCGAAAUCGACGUGGGCGUAGAAUUCUCGCUUGGUAUUUAA
Blastomyces dermatitidis ER-3 is the source of this 1335-nucleotide messenger RNA. Its product is annotated as succinyl-CoA ligase [GDP-forming] subunit beta, mitochondrial. The transcript is spliced from 8 exons. Bases 1 to 1335 code for a protein of 444 amino acids. Gene Ontology annotation, molecular function: metal ion binding; ATP binding; succinate-CoA ligase (ADP-forming) activity. Gene Ontology annotation, cellular component: mitochondrion; succinate-CoA ligase complex. The record is from RefSeq and is a predicted model, not a curated record. Gene Ontology annotation, biological process: tricarboxylic acid cycle; succinyl-CoA metabolic process. NCBI's taxonomy places the organism in Eukaryota, Fungi, Ascomycota, Eurotiomycetes, Onygenales, Ajellomycetaceae.